Manihot esculenta (cassava) is the source of this 990-nucleotide messenger RNA. RefSeq lists its product as uncharacterized. The transcript has a single exon. Lineage: Eukaryota; Viridiplantae; Streptophyta; Magnoliopsida; Malpighiales; Euphorbiaceae. The coding region runs from base 1 to 990 and encodes 329 amino acids. The record is from RefSeq and is a predicted model, not a curated record.
AUGGAGGCCAAUCUUCAACAAUUGUCGCUUUCGGACGAGGAGGAUGAGGGGUUGGCUGUGGUCCCAGUUGCUGAUGCCCCUUCUUUUCGAUAUGAGAACUGUUUGGUGGGUAUGUUUUUGACUUUUAAUCGUAUCAACUUCAAGUCGAUGCGUGAGGUUUUUGCUGACAUAUGGCAUCCUUUGGGAGGGGUCGAAAUCACUGAGUUGGAAGCCAAAAGGUAUCUUUUUCGUUUUUUUGCGGGGGUGGAUUUGGAACGUGUUUUGCGAGGGACACCCUGGCUGUACAACAAUCAUCUUCUCCUUCUCCAUGCACUGGUGGAGGGGGAAGACCCUUUGCAGGUUCCAUUGAGUUUUGUGGAUGAGUGGGUGCAGGUUCAUGAUCUAAAGACAGGUUUCUAUACGCAAACGAUUGCUAUCAAUCUGGAGAAUUUUGUUGGUUCUUUUUUGGAUUAUGAUACUACUUACUGCUCUUCUAAUGAAAAAGAUUCUUAUAUGAGGAUUAGGGUUCAGGUGGAUGUUAGGAAUCCUCUUAAACGCAGGAAGAAGCUGGUUACACCUACAGGAGAGGCCUUUUAUGCUCGCUUUGCUUAUGAGAGGUUCAUGGUUUUCUGUUUCUUCUGUGGGCGUCUCGGCCAUACUGAUUCUUUCUGUGGUUUAUUAUUGCAUAAGAAGAAGGAAGAGUUGCAACCUCUAUGGGGGCCAGAACUUCGCGCAGUCCGCCGUCGCAAUCUUUGCCCGACCAGUUCAUGGCUGCGGGUGGAAACACCGUUUGUUCAGGCGACGCUCUCUCCGAAUAAUCAGGGCCCUUCUCUGGGACCUCAGCUGUUACCAUCCCAAUCUUUUCUAAAUUCCUUUUUGGGUACGUCUUCUACUACUGAUGGGCGGGAAAAGGCAGUAGGCCAGAUGGAAACUGAUCAGAAUCAUUUGGGCCCAAAUGGUUUAGGUGAAGAUGACCCAAUGCAGCAUUCUGUUGAGGGGAAAAAACGAUAG